This is a messenger RNA of Fusarium redolens, 1294 nucleotides long. RefSeq lists its product as uncharacterized. The transcript has 2 exons. Bases 158 to 1132 code for a protein of 324 amino acids. Gene Ontology annotation, cellular component: nucleus. Gene Ontology annotation, biological process: response to oxidative stress. The record is from RefSeq and is a predicted model, not a curated record. NCBI's taxonomy places the organism in Eukaryota, Fungi, Ascomycota, Sordariomycetes, Hypocreales, Nectriaceae.
AGAUCUCAACACUACAUAUCAACGGCCCAUCUCCCUUUCAGCAACACUAGUAUUCCUAUUCAACUUCCUGAUCACCAAUGCUUCAAAUCCCGUAUCUAUGACUUCUUGCGCUUCCUGAUUUUAGCAUCGCUAUCACUCGAUUCUGUGUUUACACGUCAUGAGCUCUUCUGACCGCAACGAAUCCCCCGAAACUCCCGAAUCAUCUGGCGCCGGUACGCCCAACAAUCCUAAUCGCGCCUCUGCGUCCUACAUCACCAACAUGUGGACCGGCCUCAUCCGUCGCUUCUCUAGUGAGGGUUCGUUCCCUAGUCAGGCCGACACCGCCUAUGAAGACGAUUACAAGUACCACAACGGCAAUGGCACAAAAGACGGUAUAAACGGUGUCUUCACACCCGUGCGGCGUACCGCGAGUCCUCUUCGUCCUCCACCUCUGGAUCCUCUUGUUCUGCAUGGUUAUCGUCAGGGCACGCCCGCGUCGGCUAAGUUGCUGACAGGCGCUGUCGCGGAGGAGAUUCGCACCAUGGUUCCUGAGCGCCUACGCAUCGUGGACGACUGGCAUCUGGUCUACAGCCUUGAGCAGGACGGCGCGAGUUUGACGACUCUGUAUCAGCGCUGUCGACAAUACGAGGGCAAACGGGCUGGUUUUGUCCUGGUCGUCAAAGAUCUUGAAGGAGGGAUCUUUGGCGCAUACCUAUCCGAAUACCCGCAUCCUGCGCACUCGUACUUUGGCAACGGCGAAUGUUUCCUCUGGCGAGCCUCGACUAUCACGCCCCUCCCACCACCUCCAUCAGCCGAUACAACUAACCUGAACUCUCGAAUUACAACGCUCGCCCCGCCACCGCCUUCGUCAGAGAGCAACACCCCUACACAUUCUCGCGCGCCGUCGCCUACACCUAGCGAAGCUGUCAGGUUCAAAGCAUUCCCAUACAGUGGUCUAAAUGACUUCUGCAUCAACUGCGAGACCGGCUUUCUAAGUGUUGGAUCAGGCGGUGGGCACUAUGGGCUAUGGUUAGAUAAUGGCCUUGAAAACGGGCAUAGCUCAAGGUGCGAGACCUUUGGUAACGAGCCUCUGAGUGACGAGGGGACCAAAUUUGGAGUCAUCGGAGUCGAACUCUGGGUUAUGGGCGUAUGAUGACGAUGUUUUGCUUUGGUUCUCACAUGUUUGCAUGGCGCUCGGUGUUAUGAUAUGGUAUUCGCAGGCGGAUCGGUCUCUCAUUAAAUCGAUGAUCUACGGACAGAAGGAAAAUCUAUGUGCUGUGAAGGCAGAGCGAUCUUUAUUUAGACAAAGUUUCUG